Messenger RNA from Durusdinium trenchii, 1380 nucleotides. The record is from the annotation of a GenBank genome assembly. Lineage: Eukaryota; Dinophyceae; Suessiales; Symbiodiniaceae.
AUGGAGAUCUUCAUUGGCCGAAUCCCUCCAAGUUUAGGCAUCAGGGAGAUCAAUGAGAUUUUUGCACCAUAUGGGGCAACCAACGUGCGGAUGUUGGACGGCAAGGGCUGCGCCUUUGCGAACUUCGAGUCGACCUUUGACGGGGAGCGAGCGAUUGCUGAGCUCAACGGACAUUCCGUAGGUGGUGGUCAACUCAAUGUGAAGCGGGCCAGCAACAAAUCGAGCGGGGGACCUCCUCCCAGUCUACCACCACCGACGCCACCAGCACCACGCCGGGAGAAUGGAGUCGGAUCAUUUGGAUCACCGUCCGUCGCUGCUCCCGCCAGCACGCCACAGCCACAGCUCUUCAUCGGAAGACUGCCACCGAACACCUCCCUGCAUGAGAUUGAGAAUGCGGUGUUACCCUAUGGGGCAAUGAAUGUCAAGCUGCUGGAAGGCAAGAACUGCGCAUUCGCGUUCUUCGAGUCUUGGGCCCAAGCCGAGCACUGCAUCGCCGAGCUCAACGGUGCACCGCUCCGGGAGGGCACGGAGGGCCUCAACGUGAAGCUCGCGGAUCUGAAGGGUGCCCCAAAGGGCGCGCAGCAGGAACCCAAGGUCUUCAUUGGAGGGAUUGCUCCGACAGUGGGGCAGGUCGAGGUGCAGCAAGCCUGUGAGCAGUUUGGCACAGUUGUGGACUGCAAGAUCUUCAAGAAGAACGAUAGGUCCAUGCCUUGUGCCUUCGUGACCUUUGGCAGCUUCACCGAGGCGGAGCGCUGCAUCCAGGACCUCCACGAGAGCCUCAACCCCCUGGCGGCUGAGGGGAAGGCGCUCGUGGCGAAGAUGGCGGACAUGGCGAAGAGCCAGCGGACUCCACCAGUCCCGCCCCUACCAACCCGUGAGCGCUUCGAUCGCGUGGAACCACCCCGCACCUUCUUCAAUCCAGCACCGAUACCGGUCCUGCCUUACCCACCGGUCCCGAGUUUCGAGGGGAGGAAAGGAGGCUAUGGAGGUCAACCGAUGCACGUGCCCGCACCGCACCCCAUGCACCCAGUGCACCCAGCACCUGGACCGCAGGGAGGGGGAGGACUGAACGAUAUGCCUCCAGCGGGUGGAGGAAUGGAGGAUGAGAAGCUCUUCAUUGGUGGUUUGCCAGCCAGUGUCUCUGAUGAGUUCCUUUGGGGCAUGAUGGCGCCAUACGGCCGAGUGGCCGAGGUCAAGAUCUUGCGGAAGUCUGGAGCAGCACCUUGCGGCUUCGUCUCCUUUGCAAGUAUGGGGGAAGCGGAGAUUGCUUUGAAAGCUCUAGCCAACUGCCGCUUUAUCGUCAAGUAUGCAGAUUCCAAAGGGACCAAGCGGCCCGCAAGCGUAGCCUUUGAAGACGCUUUUGAGCGUCGGGUGCGGUGA